Molecule: messenger RNA, 3570 nt
Organism: Anthostomella pinea
Lineage: Eukaryota; Fungi; Ascomycota; Sordariomycetes; Xylariales; Xylariaceae
Source: the annotation of a GenBank genome assembly
AUGUCUGCGAAGGCGCCAGAGCAAAGAUCUUUACCCGCUGUCAAGCGCCCCUCAGGCAUUGGUUCGAGAUCUGGUCCUGCUAUCAAGGAACGGCCAAGCGCUGCGCUCACGCCUGCCACCCAAUCAAGUUCUGUCUUGGAGCAGGUACGACUCCAAGCUUCGAGUCACUCAUCUCCUGGGUCCUACCGAGCACGCGUUGAUGCCCGCGCACCCGCCACCCAACCUGCUACCUAUCCGAGCAGUAAGAUGGGCAAGGUGAAGGUCAUGACCGAUACGCCUAAAUCAGCAACGCAUGCAACGGCCUGCGGGGCGGGCGCUCACAACGGUCUUCGAGACCCGUACGAGGUUCCUUCCGACAGCGAGAUGAAUAGGUUGCCAGUCCGCAAACUCGAGGCGAAACUAACCACCUUUGGUUUGGCCUCAUCUGCAAAGAACCCCAGGGCCAGCAGCAGACCUGUCAAGCUUACUUCCCGCAGUGAUGGAUCGGGAAGGAAGGACUCCCUGCACACAGGCGCUGGCACGAAUUUCCGCACACCUACAACCCCAUCCAAAUCAAGAUCAGGUUCCGGAAUGCUACAUACUUACCAGUCACAACCAUUGACCCCGUUGCCGAUCCCAGCAAAUGCAGACAUCAUCUCCGUGGACUCUUCCUCGAGUGGGCAUGAUCCAUCCCGAAUUCCUUUGCCCGUAUCUCAGCCAGCGUUAACACCUCGUCGACGCUCUGUGUCGCGCAUUCCACCAGAUGCUAAGAUCAUCUCAUUGGGCGGUUCGUCCGGCGACGAGGUUUCGGGUCUAGCUACCAAUGGGGUGACUUCUCACAGCUGCGCAUCCAGUCAACGCACCCCAGUAGAGAUCCCAGCAAAUGCCAAUGUCAUUUAUUUGACAGACUCCUCGUCACAAGAUGACGGGGAGUCAUUUGACGGUGACGAGAAGUACAAUAGUUCGAAGGAUCCACAGAGAGAGCUCGGUUACCCGAAGCAAAAGGAGGUUGGCUGUUCAAUCGGUGGAACCAGAAUCCAAAAAACCUCCCGCCCCAAGACCAGGGGCCAUAGCACGCCUGCAUCGGCUAUUAACCAUGUCAAGAGCAUAACGACAACCAAGUCCGCGAAGAAAGAAGCAGAUAGGCCCUUGCCUAAGUCGUUCUUUGCUGAUUUCACCCAUUCUGUAGACGCGUACCAUCCUGCCUUGGACAAUGACGAGCAAUCAACCGACGAUACUGAUGUUGACGACCAGCCUCCCCGGCGAGGGACUCAACGUAACACUCUGCACUCUACACGGCCAGGGCUCGCGCAGAACCCCCGCAGCUCUUCCAACCCGAGAUCUACGCCGGCGUUUUCUCCGAUCGAUACUAUAACGCCUCGAGUGCGAAGCCAGGUAUCAAGCAGCAGAGCUGUCAGGCUUGGCCUGGGGUACUCGAAACGUUUUCGUGACGCAUUCUCGGAGGCUUCAAGCAAUUCUGACUCCUCCGAUUGUGACGAUGGGGCGAAUGCGGAUGCUGCAAGCUCACCAACGCCGCCGAACCAGGACGGAGACGCCGUCUCAGAUGAGAACGACAAUGAAGGUCACCACAUCACCGCCUUCCCAAAGGGUUCCCCCAAGAGAAAGCCUUGGUGGAACCCAUGGGGAUGGGCCAGAAAGUUUCCGGGAAUCGACUUUGAACUCCAGGGUCAUGAUGUCUGGUUCCGCGGCGGGCCAUUCAAAGGCUAUGUCAUCACUGGACCAAAUGAGGGCAAUUUCAGACCUGGCUACCAGGCUCCAAAUGACGAGGUUCUCGCCCAGGCGGAGAAAACUGCCAUUCUUCAAGCGACGCACGCAUUGUCGAACGUCUCGUCGGAGGAGCAAGACCCAGAUUCACGUCAUUUAGAGUUGCGCAAUAACAGCUCGAAAAGUCCAAGUGAUUCAGAUGAGGGGGCGUCGUUUCAUACUGCGCCGACGGCGGAAACUGUUGGACAUUGGACUCCAAAGUUGGCGUUGUCCUUGGUAGCUCGUGCGAAAGCUACAGAGCGAGUAGAGCGAAGGGAUCGGACAGCACAUCUGGAUCAGUACCAGACGCCGGCAAGGCUUCCAGACGGCCUGGCUCCAGCUCCGUCUCCCAGUAAUACGUUCUCACCGCCCUCAGCAGAUUCCGAGGCCACGUCAACCCUCAUUGCCAGGCAAUGGACGACAAAUUGGGAGUCUUCGCCCCCGUCAAACCAAGAGCUGGGAGCACUGAUGAGUUCUAGCCCUGCGGGGAGAAGUGCCAGAGUGGCGUCACCAGCGCAUGUGGCCAACAAAGAUACCAAUCAUGAAGGCGAUGCUUCGGAAAUCAGCAGCAGUGAACCAAGCUCCGGUAUCCCUGCUUUUCUGCCCCGGAAGACAGCCCAGACUCCGAUUCCGGCCCCUCCGAAGCCUGGGCAUCCUAGUGCAAUGUACAUCCUGAACGGUAUUGCUGAGAGGCGAGUAACUGGAUCAACGACUGAACCGUUCGAGGCACCAUUGGCGUCCCACGAACCAACGGGCGUCAAGCCCCUCAACACGCACAGUGGUCUUGUACCGUUAACCGAUGAUCAACGCUCAGGACCUACACGGAACAUAGCCCAUACGAAGCGGGUAAAGCCAAGUUCGAAAGGCAACAAGGAGAAAUCAGAUGUCAUCAACAUCGCCGUGGAGUUGCCCGCGCUCACGGCAGAGCAACGAGCUUCGUACCGUGUCCUAGGCCCCGAGACCGAUCCCAGUGAAUUCCCCCGCCCCUUGAAAACAUUUGAGGAGAUGAGUGAUGCCGCGGACAGGGUGAAUGGACCAUGUCAUGGCCCUUACGAGGAGGCACUUGACUUUGUCCUGCAUGAGUCUUCACACUGGCUGAACACCAUCACUCCCGUUGGGCCUGGUUCUGAAUCGACUCUUGCAAACGGAGCUUCUGGCUUGGCUCCUAACCGCCGCCUGGUGUCAACCACGCCGGUGCCCCUGCCUCCAUUUUUUGCCUCCCAAGUCCUCGCGAACACAGGUGCCGAACAGCACAACCCGCCAAGAUCAUCCACGACAUCCACGCCAGUGCAUCCUACAGUCACGCCUGCUCCGCCCAUCGCCAGCGUUGUCGAUGUCGCACCAAAAGGCAAGAAGAGCAAGGGGGCUAGGAAGAGAGAGCGGGGCGUGAAGCAUGCAUCGCCAUACCCGCUCUCGGCGCCAUCGAGAGUUAUUCCUGUGCCGGUCGAGGCCAACCACGCGACUGUCGUCCCCAAGGGCAGGAAUAGGAAGCGCCCUGGGAUGGAUGAUACUGUCAGUGCAGCUGAAGACCCCGUGGCCAACGAGGGCCGCAAGCGCCAGAAACAGAAGUCUACUACCAACAGCACUGAUCGUAGCGAAGACAAGAACAGCGAUGAAAAGGCAAAAGGGGGAAAGAAGAGAGUCCGUUGGCCAGCAUGGGGUCGCCACCGUGAAUUUCGUUCCAAGCAGCAACAGGCUGGGGUCGCUCGCGCAUAUCUUCGUCAGGACGUCCCCCCGAUGAGCUUGAGCUUCUCGUCCAAGGGCGCCUCCUCAUCGCUAAUGACACCACCGACCACUUCACGACCCACUAGUCCCGAGUCCAAGUGA